AUGAGCGCCUUUAUCGCUAGGGCACUCCGAGCCCGCUCCCCAGCCAUCUCUCCUUCCCGGUCCGUCUUCUUCGUCCGCUUUGUCACCACGGUUCAUGAAUCGUCAACCUCCAUUGCCGUCGAGACCGCGAUCCCUCCCUCAAAGCCUAUGACAGGUUCAACCAUAGUCCGGAACGCCACCGAAUCUACGAGAACCUCUAAACGAGCCUACCUUGUCGACCUUACCCCAUCCAAGAACUACCCUGUGUAUCCCCGCACCAAAUCUGCUGGGCAAUCCAAGUUUACGGUCAUCAAGCGCAUUGCGGGUGACAAACGUGCAUUUGCACAGGACCUUGCCAAUGCCACAGGUCUUCCGAGGGAGGAUAUCACGAUAUCGCCUGUGACGGACCAUGUUCAAAUUAAGGGUCUACAUGUCACGGAAGUAAAGAAGUGGCUUGCUGACGAAUUUGGUGAUCCUCAUAAGCCCACCAUAAAUGUUGAGGGGCCAUCGCCUUAA
Molecule: messenger RNA, 495 nt
Organism: Verticillium nonalfalfae
Lineage: Eukaryota; Fungi; Ascomycota; Sordariomycetes; Glomerellales; Plectosphaerellaceae
Exons: 2
Coding region: 1-495 (164 amino acids)
Biological process (GO): translation
Cellular component (GO): mitochondrial large ribosomal subunit; ribosome
Molecular function (GO): structural constituent of ribosome
Source: RefSeq, a predicted model, not a curated record